This is a messenger RNA of Porites lobata, 2286 nucleotides long. Lineage: Eukaryota; Metazoa; Cnidaria; Anthozoa; Scleractinia; Poritidae. The record is from the annotation of a GenBank genome assembly.
AUGAUGGAGGUGGAUACCUUAACAGACUGUGAUGAUAGGAAAUGCAAGAGGCCAAAGGGAAUGGUGGGAGGUGUUACCAACGAGAGGAGGUAUAGGGAAAGGUGGAUCAAAGCAUUUGAAGAUUACCUUCACCUAAGCAAAAGAGACGGGUGGUACCUGAAGAAACUACAAGAUCUUCAAGAAAAGAUGUGGACCAGCAGGAGCAGGAAAAUUAUCUAUUUAAUACAGAGAGAGUACUGGCUGCCCAUAAUAACCAUUGACAGCUAAAAAGAUGGGGCAACCUUACUUAGGUCAUUAAUAAAUGACUUUGUAAACAGCAUUACAACUCCACGCCGAUUAAGUGUGUAUUUCAGAAAUGGGCAUAACCGCUGGAUUUUGUACCCUGAAGGCUCAGUUUAUUCCUCCGGACUUUCCCUUCGAGAGUGCUCGUUUUGACUCGGUUCAAAGAAGGUGAGAUUUUAUGGCGGAAGACUCAGAAGCGAAUUCAAAGGAAUUGAACAAUGGCUUAAUUAAGCUGCCUAGGGCCACGAAGUUUUAAAGGUAUCCUUUUGUUCUAAAUGUGUCAAUAAAACUGCAGAGAAUUAUCGCACAUAUCACGGUAGAAGUUUAUGGAUUUAAGUCUUUCGCAAAACUUCUUCGACUUGGGUACGUAUCUUUCAAAAAGGAGAGUUUUGAGAGCUUCAAAAAGAGAUCUUGAACGAGAAAUUUCGACCACUGUGGACCGAGAUUGGAUUUUUUUUCUUGCCGAGGUUUCGAAGUACAAAGCAAGCCGCUGAAGCAUUUUUUCUCGCCUAUCGCUUAAUAAAAUCCGGCCGGCCGAGAGUUAUCCAUUCAUUCAGUCACAACAGUUAUUCAUUUCUCCAGAGUAAUCAAACUAUACAAGCGUUUCUACGAAAUUAUUUCGAGGAAUUAUGAAUUCCACAAGUUUUGAUCUGUCGAUUACAGUUUUAGAUAUUUCCUGUCUCACUCGAUUAGCUCCGCGAAUAAAGUUGUCAUGCAAAUCGGUGAACUGACAAUACGCGGUUUUUUCGGGCCCAGCAGUCACGUAACUGAAACGCAAGGUUUUUUUCAACAAAAAAAACUGAAAGGCAAGCGAAAACGUCCAAAAAAGUGAAAUUACACACUGAUAAAUCUGUGUCAUCCCAUUAAAUGCAUUCACCGCUUUCGUUGUUUACAUUUUGAAGAGAGUGUUCGCUCUUGAUUGCAGAGCGCAGGUUUUGAUAAUACUGAAUGGAUAAAACGUGCUAAUAAAUACCUUCCGCAGCAAUUCUUUAAACACCAAGUUAUUUUCAAGGCAAGGGAGUAUUUAAUAAAAAGAUACCAUAGGAGACCAGGUAUUUAUAAGCAAUAGUCAACUUCAAAUUUAUCAGGCUUGUUUCGUUUGUAAUACAGUGCGUGACCGAAAAUAUGUUAUGCAACCAGAGUUGUCCGCCACACUUAAAAGACUUGUAAGCGUUCCCACAGACCGCAACAAAUUUAACAGGAAGGUCCGAGUAUUUUAAUGCAUAUUUUUAAUACUCAUCAGGUAACAAUGGGGAUUAAAAAGUCAAUCAAGCAACAAAAUUCGAAACAAAAGAGACAUAUCGCACCUAAAUCAAAGGAAUUCCGCUCGUGGAUUCUUCGGAAGGUAAUCGACAAUGGCAAGAACAAUAGCCUGAAUAUAUGAAUACUUGAUAACCCCAAAAUUUGGGGUACACACUUAAAUUGGCGUGAAGUUGUAAUGGUCAGGUACACCAGGUACACACAGCCACACAAAACACGCACACAAAAAAAAAACAGAAAAAAGCUAGUAAAUAAGUAAAGACAAAAAGGGAAGACAGCAAAAGAAAACUUAUAGCGCCAGUAUCAAGCAACGGAGAGCCAGAAAAAAUAUAUUGUUGAAUAAGAAUUUAUUUUAGCAUAUUCUUAAAGCGUUUGGGAGGAAGGAGCUUGAUGUAAUGUCUUCAAUAAAGAAAAAAGACUUUACUCGCAGUCAUUUUCUGAGCUACUCUUAAGCACAAGAAAUUGUAACUCAGCAAUGACAUCUUUUUACCAGCAAAAGUUCGUUAACAGAGUCCACAAACUGCAUUGUGCCCCUGUAACUGAUAAAUGGUGGGAAAAUAUGACAGAGGAACUGUGGGCCCAAUUUGCUAAUGACAAUCUUACUGUUUGUAGCGAUUUUUUUUUCACUUAGACCAUAAUAAUGCUCCUUUUUUUUUACUGUUUGUAGCGAUGGCCAGUGUGACUCUCCUUUGCCAAAAACCUCUGUUGCUACGUAAUGGAGAUGAUGAGUGCCUAUGUUAUUGA